Molecule: messenger RNA, 1880 nt
Organism: Microplitis demolitor
Lineage: Eukaryota; Metazoa; Arthropoda; Insecta; Hymenoptera; Braconidae
Product: androgen-induced gene 1 protein
Exons: 7
Coding region: 479-1195 (238 amino acids)
Cellular component (GO): endomembrane system; membrane
Source: RefSeq, a predicted model, not a curated record
CAGAAAGUUGAUAGUACUUGUCAGCUACAUCGAUGUGUACAAAAGCAGAGCUAUGUGUUUCGGGGUUAGUUAGAUUUAGCUUAGUGUAUAUUCAUUCUCCGUGUUGUGCAGUAAGAUAGAAUAAAUCAAAGUACAUAUCUCUAGAAGUCGAAUAUACAGUUACAUUGCAAUCAUCGCCGUUACCCAUUAUCAGAGCAAAAUAUGUCGAUUUGAACUUUAAUUGAUAUCCAGUUUAUAAGUCAUCGUAAUUUGUUUAAACAUUAAACAAAAUAGUUUUUCUUUGCAAACAUAACGUAGAUUUUGGUCAUUUUUUCGAUAAAAGUAAGUUCAAAUAAAUGUUUAAAAGUUUCGGUUAAGUAUAUAAAACCUUGUGUUAAAAUUUAAGCUCUUAAUAUUACACAAGAGGCCAAAUGUCAACUUAUUGCUGACAAAACGAUUGCAGGAAAACUGAAGGAGUUCAGAAGGUAAUUAAAAAAAAAUGUUGGGAGCUUUACUGUUGGGAUUUCACGUAGUUUCCUUCGCCCAAUUUGCCUUUUCAGUUUAUUACGACUUCAAUUUCACCAUAGUUCCAAAAGAUGUCAUUAGGAAUUUCAGCGCCUACGGUGGCAAAUUCAAAUUUCUCACGUUUUGGGAUGCGAUAAUACAAGCUGUGUUUUUCCUGUUAUGCAUCCUUAAUGACAUUUAUGGAACUAAUAAAGUCGUACCAAAGGAAACCCCAUUAAUUCGACGAAUUAAAGAUUAUUUUCACGCAACGUUUAGUUUCCCACUUGCGAUGUUUGUAGGGAUAACAUUCUGGGCAUUGAUGUUUAUUGAUCGAGAGUUGGUACUGCCUAAAGUUUUAGAUCCAUAUUUUCCAUGGUGGUUAAAUCACUUAAUGCAUACCAUGAUAAUGGUAUCAACUGUAUUCGAAAUGUUGAUUGCACCGCGACAAUAUCCAGAGAAAAAGUCCGGAUACUUUGGACUCUAUGCUCUAAUGCUCACAUAUCUUGUAUGGAUACACGUGGUUUAUUAUAAAAGUGGAGUCUGGGUAUAUCCGGUUAUGGAGAUACUAUCAUUCCCGCUAAGAAUCCUAUUUUUCGUCACGUUAUUUGUGUUUGUUGGACUACUUUACUACGCAGGAAAUUAUUUUGAUAAUCUUAUAUGGGCUCGGGAAAAAUCUAAGCAUUAUAAAAAAAGUGCUUCCAAGUCUAAGUAACAUCACCUAAUAUCACCAAAAGAGAGUAUCAUGGACAAUUGUAUCGUUAGUCAUAAAGAUAUUUAUUGGAAAAAUGUAAGUCUCACCAACAAUAUACAAAAGAAAUUUGAAUGAUGCUCUGACUUUAUUUAACGGAUUCAUAAAAAUGUUUCAAUAAUGAAAAGUGUUGUUACUAAGAAUAUUUAGACAGUGAAAUUAAUUAAUGAUAAUAUGUUAAUGUUUAAUUGCGUUAGAAAUACUCUAUGAUGAUCAACUUCUUGAUCAUAACCCCCUAUCAUCACUUACGUUAUUGAUAAUUCAAUGCCACAAGUGAUCACAGUUGUUAAAAAAAAUCCAAUAAGGGUCUAAGUACAUAAAACAAUAUUACUUAAUUUUGCGAACAGUGUUAUAAAAUAACUUGGGGAAAAAUAACCUAGAUAUUCGAUCAAAGGUAAAAACGUUCUCUAAAUGAAAUACUUGUGAUGACCUAUAACUUAAUUAAAAUAUUGUAGUGCCUAAAUAUUCUGCCGGUUUACAAGGCAAUUUAGAGAUCUUAUAGAAUAAAUUUCGUUUUGUAAAGAGCUUUUGUACAAUUAUAGUAUAUUAUAAAAUUUAAAAAGAAAAAAAAUAUAAAUAAAUGUAAAAUAAGUGUAUUAACAUACUUUUUUUUACUAGAAAAUGUAAAGAAAUAAAAUAAUAAAAACAA